AUGGAUGGGAAUGUGAGGCGGUUACCGCCGUGGAUGAUCGCCGGCGGAUCCUCCGGUGUAACAGCUACAAGCAAUCCGGCAGACGAUCAAAGUGUCGAUGUCAAUUCAAAUCAUGAAGCAGAUGAUGCUCCCAUAACAAAGAGAGAGAAACGACCGAGAAAAACCAUUAAGCCCAAGGAGAGAGAUGAUUCAGACGAGCCCAAAAAGGUGGGAAUCAAGAGAAAAGGAAGAGAACGAGCUCGAAUCAAAAUCGAUGAAGAAGGAUCUAAGCCUAGUAUUGGUGAUGUCAAGAAUCCUGAGAUUAUUCAAUCCGUUACUGGUCCAAAAGAUUAUAAUCUUACAGUUGAUGACUUACUAAUCUUUGCUGAAGAGCAUGUCAAAGGUGGAGAAGAUCAGACAAGAACGGAGCGGGAAAGCUCGUCAAUAGAUAAGUCCAUGCUCGUUGUGGAUGAAUCGUCAAAUACGAGAUUAUCUCAAGGAGAAACAGAAGAACCUAAUGGAACCAGAGAUUCAACCGCAGAUGACAUGUUAAGUUUGCUUUUGGGUCCUUUUUUCAAGAGCAAGAAUUAA
Messenger RNA from Microthlaspi erraticum, 570 nucleotides. The record is from the annotation of a GenBank genome assembly. Lineage: Eukaryota; Viridiplantae; Streptophyta; Magnoliopsida; Brassicales; Brassicaceae.